AUGGCUCGAAAGGCCCGCCAGCGCAUCAGCUAUGUCCUGCCCCUCGCCAAUAGCGCUGGCGGACAUCGGCUGGGCGUCAACGGGCUGGCCGUCGACAGCCACACUUCCACGCUCUACUCGGGCGGUCGCGACGGUGUGAUAUGCGCCUGGGAUCUGAACAUCGACCUGAACAACAGGGCCAAUGCGCCAGAUCACGAUGCGAAGCUCGCUGCCUCUCCCGCGACGGCCUUCAGGCAGCAGGUCCAGGCGCAUACCCACUGGAUCAACGAUAUCGCUCUGGCGCAAUCCAACCAGGCCUUGAUAUCCGCCUCCUCCGACAUAACAGUCAAGCUCUGGCGACCCAAUGCUGCCGAUGGACUUCCUCCCCAAACCCUUGGCCUUCACAGCGACUAUGUCAAGACCCUAGCAGUGCCGUACGCGACUUGCGACUGGGUUGCGAGUGGGGGAUUGGAUCGAAAGAUCAAUGUCUGGGAUCUGAACGGACAUGGCCAGAGGCUGAGCAUUGAUGUUGGCGCGGACGAGGCAGCGACCAUGUUGAGCAAGGAGAAGGGCAGUGUGUAUGCCCUGGCGGCAACAAACUCUCUGCUUGCGUCUGGCGGUCCGGAAAGCACGGUACGGGUAUGGGACUGUAGGACAGGCAAGCGUGUUACAAAGCUGGUCGGCCAUACAGACAACAUCAGGGAUAUCCUGAUCAGCCAGGACGGAUCAACCAUCAUGACUGCCAGCAGCGAUCAAACCGUCAAGGCUUGGAGUACAAUCGCCGGGCGCUGCAUGUUCACCCUCACUAUGCAUGAUGCGAGCGUGUGGUCCCUUUUCUCGUCCGAUCCCGACUUGUCCAUCUUUUAUUCCAGCGAUAAGAACGGCUUAGUCGCCAAGACAGACACUCGCAACACCAUUGAACUGGACGAAGGCCUUUCCGUCGCUGUGGCCCAGGAGCAUGAGGGUGUGCACAAAGUGAUCACUGCUGGAGACUGCAUAUGGACGGCCACCAGUAGACCAAGCAUCAAUCGGUGGCGCGACGUCAAUACGGAUAACGCCGAGAUCGAAGUGCCUGAGAACUACAAUACCCACAGGUUGAGCUCGGCAACUGCCAAGUCGAGGUAUCCAAGCCCACCCAACAGCCGGGAUCUUACCCAGACAGCGUCACAGCAGGAUCAUGGAAAGCGCAAAAUCCCUCUCAAGCACAUGCUACGUCUCAGCAACACCGCUUUCUUCCCUACGCCCCUCGUUGAGGCUGCCGACUCCCCAUCAACACGAAGAGCGACGCUAGAGUCUCAAAAUCUUGAAGCAUCGAUAAUGCAGCCGGUUCGCGGUCAACCGGAGUACUCUGUCGAAGGACAGAAUGGACUAAUAAAACACGUAAUGUUGAAUGAUCGCAAAAGAGUGCUAACACUAGACACCGCCGGCGAAGUUGUCAUGUGGGACCUUUUGAAGUGUGUGCCAAUCCGAUCUUUUGGUAAACGGCAUCUCGAGGAUGUAAAGGAGGAGGUCACAACAAACUCGACUGUUGCAAACUGGUGCACGGUGGACACCCGAACGGGCAGCGUUGCCGUUAUCUUGGAGGAGAACACCUGUUUCGACGCUGAAAUGUAUGCCGACGAGCUGGAGCUGGAGGACAACAUUGAUUUCCGAGAAGACCAGCGCAUUAACUUGGGGAAAUGGGUGUUAAGGUACCUGUUCAAUAAUCUAAUCGCCGAAGAGAUCAAGCGGGACGAGAUCUAUCGGGAGCAGCUCUUGACAACUCGAGAGCAGCAGAGAUUGCAGCGAGAGAAUGCACCAUACAGCAUACAGAUACCCAAUGCACACAUGAAUGGUUGGGGCCGCGAUACCGGGGAAACAGCAUCUGUACCGACACAUAGAGCCAUUGCGAAUGGCGUCAAACCUCCAGUGACUCCAGGUUCCAACAUUGGGCUUGCAACUCCGGGCAUCACGAGCUCACCUGCUCAAACGAAAACGGCGCCAAAUCUGCCACCAACGGAGGAGGAGGGAGCGCCGCUUGAGCAGACGGCUUCCCAACAACUCCCGCGAAACUCCGGGGAAGGAAGCGCCGACUACUUUUCAACCUCACGAUUGCCGAACACGCACUUGAAUACACCCGGAGGAUCCCAGCCAGCAACAACGCCAACGGAGAGCCACGAACCGCAAACGCCCUCCGUGGAAGGACCGCCGACCGCCACCUCUGGUAAAGAAGGGAUAUUCGGCAAGAAGUUCAGAAUGGGCAUGUCAUUUAGCGGCAUGAAGAAGAUCGGUCGCACACAAACGAAUGACCGGCCUGCGCCGGUAGAAGAGAAGGAAGAGACCGAAUCCGACACCCAUUCGAGUAAGACGAGCAACAGUCGGGUGGUAGAUGAUAACCUGCUCGGUACUGUCCAGAAGAUUCGAUUCGCCUACGAGGACCUGUUACACCAACAGAUGCAAGCUCAGCAGGCUUUUGAGAAUGGCCUUCCCGUACCACCAGCCACGAUUGACGUUCCAUCAGCUAUCGUCCCUUCGCUGCCCAAUGAGACGCCCGUGCUGAGACCACCCCUCAACACCACAAUCCUCAUCCAAGAAGACCGGCCUGAAGCCGGGGGCGUCGCGGAUCUCUUCGAGGGCACGGUAGGAGCACUCGGCGAUAUGUGCGAUGUUGCCGAGAAGGCCGCGCCGAUGUGGCUGGGUGAAGUGCUACUACGGAAUCAGAUCCCAGCAAAGGACAUUGUUAAGAUUUCGUUCAUACUUGAACCAUUCCAAGGGUCAGGACUGCCAAGCAUUGCGAGUGACGGUAACAACCGUUUGAAUGCUAAUCGCAUGUUGCGUGCAAGGAAGAUUAUGGGAUAUGUAGCCGAGAGGAUCGAGCCUGCGCACGCGGAAGGAGAAGUAAGUGGAGAUGGGAAGGUGUGGAGGCCGGAGGAAUACCUGGAGCUCUGGUGUCAGAACCAGGUAAGUUCCAUCCUUGACACUCAACGGUGUCGUGGCGAUAUAUUGACUGGCCUGUAGCUUGUGCCUCCGACCAUGACCCUCAUGACGAUUCGGUCGCAUCUCUGGCGAGGAGGCGGAGAUGUCGUCCUCUACUACCAAGCGAACGGUAGGAAACCUAUCGUGCAUGCCUCAGCAGCGCCGCAGCAGGUGGAGUCAGGAUACCCCCCUAACAAACCUGCGAGUACAAAGGAGACAUCAGCCUAG
Lecanosticta acicola is the source of this 3162-nucleotide messenger RNA. The record is from the annotation of a GenBank genome assembly. Lineage: Eukaryota; Fungi; Ascomycota; Dothideomycetes; Mycosphaerellales; Mycosphaerellaceae.